GUUUUAUGUCAAAACAUUUGCACAAAGAAAAAAACUGUGCUAUUUUUCUCCCCCAACAGAUAGAACAUCAUAAACCAAAAAUAUUACUUCUCCUCUUUGGGGACAUUUCAUCAGAGCUGUGGCUAACAUAUGAUGAGCUCAUAAAACGUUUCAGUUUUGUUCUUUACUUGUGACAAACUUUAAAUUCUGUCUUUUUUUUUAUUCUGGUACAGAUCAUUUCUGUCUUAUUUCUGCAAGUGACAUUCCUGUUUGUCCACGUGAGCACUCCCUUCUUGUUACAGCUCUUUAAAAAACUAAAACACCUGGUUCAGCAAAGAAUCUGACCCAGUUCUCAGGUUGUCACCUGAGGAACAAACAGGUGACAUCACACAAACAUUUUCUUCUUCCUGAUGAAAGCUGGUUGCAGAGAUGGGUGUCUAUGGUGCUGGAGGAAAAACAAACAAACACGAAAAAAAAAAGAGGUUAAAAUGGGCAAAAAAAAGUCAGUUGAGCUCAGCUUUCUGUUCCUCAAUAAGGUCAUGAGCAGCUGCAGCAGAGGAGAGGAGGAGGAGGAGGAGGAGGAGGAGGAGGGUACAGCUCAGGGGACGCAUAGAUCACAUCCGGGGGUUGGUUUAUUCUAAUACAGAAACCCGGAAAAAAAAAAAAGUCCAGUCUUCUGUAAUCCGAUCACACAAACAAACUGAAGGACGGUGUGAGAGUGUGGCGCGAGCCGGUCCUCUGAAUGUUGUCAAAGUUCUCCGAAAGUUGGUCUCUUUAAUUUCCUGCUAUGAUCGUCGGAACCGGACUCGGUUCUGUCCUCCUGCGCGCUGCUGCUGCUGCGGAUUGGGGCGCUGCCUGUGGCGCACACUGACUCUCCACAGAGGUGAUAUGUGAUAGCGGCAGCAUGCCGUACUUGGACCGGCUGAACCGUGUGUGCGGCUUCCUGGACCUCGAGGAGAAGGAGAACAGCUGCCGAUUCCUGAGGCGAUACUUCAUCCUGGACACGCUGGGGAAUGUCCUGCUGUGGUACAUGGACAAUCCUCAGAACCUGCCCAGUGGAGCCAGUUCUGUCGGCAGCCUCAAACUAACCUACAUCUCUAAGGUGAAUGAAGCUACAGCCAAGCAGAAGCCCAAGACGGAGUUCUGCUUCGUCAUCAAUGCAGUUUCACGACGGUACUUCCUCCAGGCCGACGAUGCGAACGACAUGAAGGACUGGAUAUCUGCGCUCAACAAGGCCAGCAAGAUCACAGUUCCUAAACCCUCCAGCACCUCUGCACCUCCCAGACCAGACGUGACCGCCGAGAUCAGCGACUCCCAGGGAGGGAAGAGGCAGCACGCCUACAAGACGGAGGUCAUUGGUGGAGUGGUGGUGCACACGCCAAUACAGAAUGAAAGUGAAGAGACGAACGGAAAGGAGAAGAAGGGAAACAGACCCGGUGUGCUGCGAUGUGGUUACUGUGUUAAACAAGGAAAUGUGAGGAAGAGCUGGAAGAGGAGGUUUUUCACCCUGGAUGACAAAGCAGUCAGUUACUACAAGUCUGAGGCGGACAAGGAGCCUCUCCGAGCUGUUUCACUGAGAGACAUUCAGAAAGUCCACGAAUGUCUCGUCAAGUCGGGGGACCUCCUGCUUCGAGACAACCUGUUUGAGAUCAUCACCAGCUCCCGAACUUUCUACAUCCAGACUGACUCUCCGGAGGACAUGCGUGGUUGGAUCAGGGACAUUGAGAUGAAGAUCCAGGAAUUUCGAGGACCCCCAAGGUGUGCCGUGUUCAAACGCGGCUCGUCUCUCUAUCAAACUCAAAACACCUCUGGCGCGCCUCGUGCUCAAAGCGUCAGGGAGCGGAGACCCCAGCUGGUGAAGUCCUGCUCCGUGGCGCCGGGUUGGCAGCCCUGGACGCCUGUUCCCUCGUGCGAGUCGUCCUCCGUGCUGCUGGACACGGAGGAUGACGACAGCGCGUUCAGCUCGGUGACCACUCUCCCCUCCCUGUCGUCCUCCUCCACCUCCUCCUCCACGUCUUCCUCGUCCAACUCCCUCUCCGCCCCGGCGACUUGCCCCGGCGCAUCUCAGGUGCCUGGCGGCAGCGGGCUGGGGCUCCUCACGGCGUCGGCGGAUGUGGCCAGCGGGCGGAGGCGGCGGCACUGCUCGCAGCCUCAGCCUCCCACCGGCUGCAGCUUCCCCUUCAGCCUGGACGACGACGGCCUCCGCACGUCGGACGUGUAGCUCAGAGCGUCGGUACCUGUUGUUGUUGUUGUUGUUGAUGRUGAUGAUGAUGAAUGUGACUGGUACUGAUGCUGUUCCCUGCCAAUGAAGAGACUCUUGGAGCCCCCUGCUGGCCAUGUAGCUGCUGUGCAGAUGAAGGACGCAGCUGGAAGGAGGUGGACAAGGCUCGGUGUUUGUAGGACUGUGAAACGUUAGGAUGGAGAGACUUCCUUUUGAAAACUUGAAAAUUGUAAUUUUGUAGAGUUGAAACUGAUGGCACAUGCUUUCAGCCUUUUGCACUUGACUCUUGUAUCAGAUUGGUUUCAUCAUCAGCUGCAACUUCCUGGUAGAAAUCUUCUCAGCCGAGCAUCUAAAGGCAUUUUAACCAUUGUUAUCCAUCUUCUUUAGGAACUUUUGAGUAUGUAUUUGAAAUAUAUUUCACACUUGUUAGUUUCUGUUAGACCACACAGUGUUUCACUCAUUCUCUUUAUCAAAACGCACAUUUUAAAGGAAAAAAAAUCAUCAUUUACCUGUUAAGCAUUGUAUUCCUAACACCUGCAGUCUGUUGGCUCCAUGGGGCCUUUUUAUUACUUGGAGUUCAAUAAAAACUGUGGUUUAUUUUAAGGUUUUAGCUCAAUACCAAGAUAAUGUUGCUGUGGUACAGAUAUAGUUGUAAAACAUGCAAAGAAGCUCAUUAUGUGGUAAACUGCUUUUAGAAAUGUGAUUAUCUCAUUGCAGCAUUAUGUGGGAAUUUUUGCCACUACUUUUGGUGUAAUUCUGAACUUUGCAUUUCAUAUUUUUACACUUAUUUUUACUAGUUUUUAUUUGAACGUUGCAGCAGAUUACAGCUUUCUCACACAUCUCACGCCACUGCUGCAGUUUCUUUCUUUUCCGUUCGCACUCGGUUGUAAUUGUCCCACUCUUGUGCAUUAAAACAAUGCUUUGUAUUUGA
Molecule: messenger RNA, 3131 nt
Organism: Austrofundulus limnaeus
Lineage: Eukaryota; Metazoa; Chordata; Actinopteri; Cyprinodontiformes; Rivulidae
Product: pleckstrin homology domain-containing family A member 2
Exons: 12
Coding region: 884-2200 (438 amino acids)
Source: RefSeq, a predicted model, not a curated record